ACUCCAGGGGAGACUCCAGUGGAGGGGAGACCCCAGACAGAGCCCCACUGGCCGGGCCAUGUCGGGGAAGCGGAAGCGUGUGGUGCUGACCAUCAAGGACAAGCUGGACAUCAUCAAGAAGCUGGAGGACGGCGGGUCCUCCAAGCAGCUAGCGGUCGUCUACGGCAUCGGGGAGACCACGGUGCGUGACAUCCGCAAGAACAAGGAGAAGCUCAUCACCUACGCCAGCAGCUCGGACUCCAGCAGCCUGCUGGCCAAGAGGAAGUCCAUGAAGCCGUCCAUGUACGAGGAGCUCGACCGCGCCAUGCUCGAGUGGUUCAACCAGCAGCGCGCCCGAGGCCGCCCCGUGUCCGGCCCGCUGUGUGCCCGGCGCGCCGAGUUCUUCUUCUACGCCCUGGGCAUGGACGGCGACUUCAACCCCUCGGCCGGCUGGCUCACCCGCUUCAAGCAGCGCCACAGCAUCUGUGACCUCAGUGCCCGGGGCGGGCAGCGGCCCCGCGUGGACAGCGCGGCCCUGGGUGCCUUCUGCGCGCACCUGCGCGACUUCCUGGCCCGCGAGAACCUGCAGCCCGAGCAGGUGUACAACGCCGACGAGACCGGGCUGUUCUGGAGGUGCCCGCCCAGGGCCAGAGCUGGGCCCCCGGGGGACAGGGUCACCGUGCUGUGCUGUGCCAACGCCACCGGGCUGCACAAGCUCAGGCUGUGCGUGGUGGGCAGGGCCCACAGGCCUCGAGCCUUCCAGGCCGCCGACACCGCCAACCUGCCCGUGUCCUACUUCAGCCAGAAGGGCGCCUGGAUGGACCUCUCCAUCUUCCGCCAGUGGUUCGACAAGAUCUUCGUGCCCCAGGUGCGCGAGCACCUGAGGGCCAGGGGCCUGCAGGAGAAGGCUGUGCUCCUGCUGGACAACUCCCCGGCGCACCCCAACGAGAACGUCCUGCGCUCUGACGAUGGCCAGAUAUUCGCCAAGUACUUGCCCCCUAGCGUGGCCGCCCUGGCCCAGCCUUCGGGCCAGGGGGUCAUGGCCGCCGUGAAGAGGAACUACCGCACGGGGCUGCUCCGGAGCAACUUGGAAGAAGGCAACGACCUCAAGUCCUUCUGGAAGAAGCUGACCCUGCUGGAUGCCCUGUACGAGCUGGCUGUGGCCUGGAGCGCAGUCAAGCCAGCCACCAUCAGCAGAGCCUGGAAGAAGAUCCUGCCUGCCCCAGAGGGGAGGGAAGGCUCGGACCCGGGUGUGGACGAGACGCCAGGGGCCGCUGCCCUGGUCACCAUUUUGCAGCACACCAAAGGGCUGGAGCACAUGCCGGCCGAGAGCAUUGAGAAGUGGCUGGAGGUGGACAGCACAGAGCCCGGCUAUGAAGUGUUGACGGACAGUGAUAUCAUCCGCCGGGCGCAAGGCCAGACCGAUGAGUCCAGUGAGAACGAGGAGGACGAUGCGGAGCUGAUCCCAGAAAGGCCCGUAGACCACGCGGCUGCCCUGCAGUGGACUGAGCGCUUGCUGGAGUACCUGGAGCAGCAGGGCGACAUGGUGCUGCCCGACAGACUGGUGAUUCGCAAGCUUCGGGCCACCAUCCGUAACAAGCAGAAGAUGGUAGAUGCCCGUCCCUAGUGGCGUCUCCGGCUCCUCGGAACACUUUUCUCUCUUUGUAUCAGGCCUUUUGUGUUGUCUUUCUUUGGGAUUCUCAGACAGGGCAGGUAGGGACACAUCUGAAGGGUCUCGGGUGCUGUGUGUGUAGCACCGCACCUGUUGCUGGCCCUUUCUCUGCGCAGAGGGUCAGGCGCAGAUUCUGGGCAGCUCCAGGCCACGUGGAUGGAUCACGUGGAUGGAUAGGUGCCUUCACUCCUGCAGGCCGCAACUCUCCCUUCCCCGAGCUUCUAGCACAAGUUAUAGGUAAAAUAGCGAGUAGACUGAGCACUCACACCCCUCAAGUCUUCAUUUUUCUCAUUUGUGUGGACUGCCACAGUGAUCUUUUCUAGAGCUAGCCAUCUGAAAUGGUUAACAGCUUUGCAUCCCCAUGUGCACUGGUGAUGUAAGAAAUAGCUUUAUUUUUAAUUUUCAGGGAGAUCUACAGUUGUCAAGUCCAGGAGUGAGGAAACUAUGAAUUAUAAAAAUAACUUAGGAAACAAACUUCUGUUCUCUUAACACAGGUGGGAGUUGGCAAGAGUGGGGGAGAAUGUUUUGGGAAAGAAGUCUUAAGAAGUGAUUCCCAAAUCUGUGAGGAAACUGUUGGGAAACUGAUAUUCAAAGAUAUUCUAGAUCUUUUCAUCUGUAGAAAGUGUGUGUGUGUGUGUGUGUGUGUGUGUGUAAGUUUUGGGGGGGAUUUAGGUUAUUUAUAGGGAGGGAAUACAUGACUUUGUCUUCAUUGGUUCUCUUUGCUAUGAGUGUGACUUGACGGCAGCAGUGGCCAUUCACCAGGCAGUCCUGCAGGUUCCUGCUGUUGGCUGUGGUGGUGGGAGCCACCAUAUUGCAGGUGUGGUGGGGACAUCCUGGGGAUUUGAAAGCUAUUAUUUUUCUUACCGUGUACCUAAAAAAAAAUGCCUAGAAUUCAAAAAAGCUUGUCAUACCUCCCUCUUUUAUUUGAUAAAAAUUGACAAAUAAAGUAUUAUUUUAAAUAAGUCA
This is a messenger RNA of Erinaceus europaeus (western European hedgehog), 2617 nucleotides long. RefSeq names its product JRK like (gene JRKL). The record is from RefSeq and is a predicted model, not a curated record. The transcript has a single exon. Lineage: Eukaryota; Metazoa; Chordata; Mammalia; Eulipotyphla; Erinaceidae. Gene Ontology annotation, molecular function: DNA binding. Bases 59 to 1606 code for a protein of 515 amino acids. Gene Ontology annotation, cellular component: nucleus.